AUGUUCCCGUCGGCACCACGACCGGGAGGUUUCGCACAUCUCAGUCCUCAUUUGUGUGUGUACUCGGAGAAUCAGAUUGAUGUAUUCAAUGUGUUGUCGGCGGAGUGGAUCCAGACAAUCAAUCUCAGGACUGCCUUCCCUCUUACACCGAAUGGUCUUCUCUCGUUGUGUGUGGUGAACGAUGCGCCGUUCGUGGUGAUGCUAUGUGACGUCCUUUCUGAUGAAGAUUUGCUAUACGUGCCUCAUUCAUCAACGGCAAGCAACUCAUCAACCUCGCUUCCUAAGAGGAAGCAAGGAAAACGAAAAUUCUCCGUUCGUAUUCCGGGAAAGGAUGAAUCAAGGCCUGGUGAUAGGCGAAGCAAUCUUCCCAUAUCUGGUCCAAGCGACUUUAUGCAUAUCGUCCACAUGGGACCGGGCUCGGUUCAUGAGUUGCAGAGCUUCAUCGACUUGCAACCGCAAGGAGCACAUAACCAGUCAGCAGGAGAACGGGUUCGAGGUCUUAUCCCGAUAAUGAGAAGUACUAGCUCGUCGUCGGCUGGCACACAUGUAAAGCAGUUAGGUGGUUCCAAGCAAGACAUCGAGCAGAUGCACCGGACGAGGCCCCUCAGCACGACCAGUAAAAGUUCAGAAGGAUCCUCAUUGGGGCGAGAUGGUAACACCACGACGUCAUCUACAAGCUGUGAAAAUCCAUACUUGGAGCCGACGUCAAAGCAGCAAGCGAACCUAUCAGCACUUCCGCAAUCUCCAUCGUCACCGCUGAACAAGUCACAUCCUCAGUAG
This is a messenger RNA of Cooperia oncophora, 780 nucleotides long. The record is from the annotation of a GenBank genome assembly. Lineage: Eukaryota; Metazoa; Nematoda; Chromadorea; Rhabditida; Trichostrongylidae.